AUGGCCAAUCCACAACUGUACAUGAAUGCACGCCUUUCUCCUAUCUCUCUAACUUAUUACGGGUUUUGUCUGGGAAAUGGAAACUACACUGUACACCUCCAUUUUGCAGAGACAGGGUUUACAAGUGGCAAAACAUAUAAAAGCCUAGGAAGGCGUAUAUUUGAUGUUUACAUUCAGGGGACACUAGUGCAGAAGGAUUUCAAUAUUGUCGAUAAAGCUGGUGGGAUUAGUACUGCAGUCAUAAUGAACUAUACAGCUGCUGUAACUAGUGGUACCUUGGAGAUCCGUUUCUAUUGGGCUGGGAAAGGGACGACCGGUAUCCCUCUUAAAGGAGUUUAUGGUCCUCUUAUAUCAGCUAUUUCUGUAGAUCCUGGGCAGAGGCUUAGAGUCAGGAAAACUGAAUAA
Messenger RNA from Prunus armeniaca (apricot), 405 nucleotides. Lineage: Eukaryota; Viridiplantae; Streptophyta; Magnoliopsida; Rosales; Rosaceae. The record is from the annotation of a GenBank genome assembly.